Molecule: messenger RNA, 898 nt
Organism: Erpetoichthys calabaricus (reedfish)
Lineage: Eukaryota; Metazoa; Chordata; Cladistia; Polypteriformes; Polypteridae
Exons: 3
Coding region: 47-700 (217 amino acids)
Source: RefSeq, a predicted model, not a curated record
UUUUUGGUUCCAGAUGGCAGACCCUGUUGUCAAUGAUUAACUCUGGAUGACCCAGUUAAUUGGCCGAGUCAUUCGUAGGAGGACAGGAGGAGGGUGUGGGAGACGGUCACAUCUAGUCAUCCGCUGUCCAUGGAGACAGAAGAUGGACGCGAAGUCGCUGACCGCCCUGUCCUCCCUAUACAGGACAGACCCGCUGUACUCGCGCUGCGCGGCCGAUCUCAUGAGCGCAUCGCACAAGGUGAUUGGGGUCUUUCUGAAAGAACAGGCUGACCUGACUCAGACUUUAAAGAAACUGGAACACCAGAAGGUGACACGCAUACGGCAACUCAACGAAGAGAAAAAACAGUUUGCUCAGCUUAUGAGGAAGAGACUUGCCCCAGGAAAAAUCUACGCCCAGGCACCGUGCUCGAGAUCUGCCUUUUGUGCUGAGCGAACGGGGAGGAGUGUUUUCUCUGCUGCCCCAGACUUCUCCAGCAGUGGAUACAAGAAAAGCCGUGGGAGCAGCUCAAAAAGUGUCCAAUCAGAUUUCCUUUCGCAUUGUGGUUUUGGAAAUAAAUCAUCAGAUUCUUUGGUCAAGAAAAUGACAGUGUUGCCAGCUCACUCAGAUACUUCCAGAGUAAAGUGUGUCUGUGAGUGUGGAUGCCCCUGUAAGUUGAUCCAAGAAAGUGCAAGCAGUCUACCUGCUCCAAAGCAGCUCUAGAAGACAUUUUACAGAUCUGUAAUGUUAAAGACUAUAAAAAUAUGAUUAUGUAAAUUUAUAAUUCCUACAUUAGCAGGAACAGUUUACAGGAAUUCAAUUUUGGUGCACAUUAAAGUACAACUUACAAAGAAGAGGUUUGGUUUAAAGUAAUGUGAUCAUUUGAUGAGAAUGAACCCAAUAAAGCUUUGAGCUAUUGAA